This is a messenger RNA of Apis florea (little honeybee), 468 nucleotides long. It is a transcript of the gene CSP1, whose product is annotated as chemosensory protein 1. NCBI's taxonomy places the organism in Eukaryota, Metazoa, Arthropoda, Insecta, Hymenoptera, Apidae. The record is from RefSeq and is a predicted model, not a curated record.
AGUUCGUAUUCAGUUUUCUAAAAGAAGUUCUAUAAGAAAGAAAUUUAAUUAUUUUGAUUACAAAGAGUGAUAAAAUUUUACAUUAUGCGCUAUAAUUAUAUUGUAUUUUUAAUAUUAUCUUUAUUAAUGUGGACAUUUGCUGAGGAACUUUAUUCUGAUAAAUAUGAUUAUGUGAAUAUUGACGAAAUUUUGACAAAUGAUCGUCUACGAAAUGAAUAUUAUGAUUGUUUCAUCGAUGCAGGCUCAUGUAUAACUCCGGAUUCGGUGUUCUUUAAAAAUCACAUAACAGAAGCGUUUCAAACACAAUGUAAAAAAUGUACCGAAAUUCAAAAACAAAAUAUGGAUAAAUUAGCAGAAUGGUUUACUGCAAAUGAACCAGAAAAAUGGAAUCAUUUCGUGGAAACAAUGAUAAAGAAAAAGAAUGAAGGCGCAUAAAGUUCACGUUAAAUAAUUAUUAAUAUAAUUAAU